AUGGCUGCUGAAAGAGUGCUGAAUGGACUGAACGAGUUGAUCAGGGAGGCGGUGCUGGCAGCAGUGAGAGAGGAGCUGGCUGCCCACAAGGAGGAGGUGAAUGAGCUGCGGCACACUUCGAGUGUUGUGAACGAGAGGAACAAGGCAGCUGAUGCUGUGAUCCAUGAGAGGGAGAGGGGGCUGGCACCAGUAAAGGGGGAGUUGGCUGAGCAACGGGAUGUGGCUGAGAGAAGAGAGUUGGAUAUGCGAGAGAUGAGGGAGGAGCUUCUUGCAGAGCUGGUUGCAGUGAAGGGGGAGUUGGCCGCGGUGAAGGGGGAGGUGGGUGAGGUGAAGGGUGGCUUGUCUGAGGUGAAGGGGGGUUUGGCUGAGAUGAGAGGAGGGCUGGCUGAGAUGAAGGGGGGGUUGUGUGAGCACAAGCAGUCAACUGCAUUGCAGCUGGAGGAGGCUGAGAGGAGACGUAUGGCGGAGAUUAAGGAGAUACGAGGACAGGUGGAGGAGAGGGAGAGGGAGCUGGCAGUAGUGAAGCGGGAACUGGCUGCGUUGAAGGAUGCAAUGAUAGAACAAUUGGGUAUAGCUGAGAGAAGCAGGGAAUCGGAAUUGAGAGUUCUAUUAGAGGAGGUUACAAAGAAAGCGGAUGAGAUGAAAGCGGAGUUGGCAAGGGAGAGGGAGCAGGCAGUGGAGGAGUUUAUUGGGCCACGUGCCAUGGAGGAAUUGUCAUACUGCAGGAGAUGGCAACAUGUUGACCUGGAAAUCAGCCAGAGUGAAGGCGAUCGAAGGGAUGCAUGGGAGUGUGCAGUGAAGGGAAUUGCGUGA
This is a messenger RNA of Closterium sp. NIES-65, 813 nucleotides long. The record is from the annotation of a GenBank genome assembly. NCBI's taxonomy places the organism in Eukaryota, Viridiplantae, Streptophyta, Zygnematophyceae, Desmidiales, Closteriaceae.